AUGGAGGAUUUCUACCGGGUCACGGGAUUUUGGUGGCGUCGUGGGUUUGGAGUUGCCUGGACGCAUCGCUACUGCCCUCACCGCCCAAUUAGGACAGCCUCCCCCGUGGACCAGCGCAAAUUAUCGACAUGGCAGCACAACAUGGGACUGGUGGACAAAGUGGCCGAGCGCGGUGGCAUACGUCAAAAGUACGAGAUGGUUGAGACUUGGGGUCUGCAGCGAAUACAUGUCGCCGGAAGACGUUCCCGGAAUGAAAAUUCGAUCCAAGGGCGGUGCAUGCCACACAAUCGGAUUGCACAUCGCCUCGAACCGUGUCUCGCCAACCAGGACCUUCCACGAUCCUCAAGCCAGACGUUCGUCAAAAUUGCAUGCCGCCUACACGUCGCUACCAAUGCCCAAAACCACCGGUGCUCUCGCACCCACCUUCACUUGGCCUCAGCGGAGAUCACUGUUAAACUGAUGACACAACGGCUCUGUAAAACGAACGGCACAACCUUGGACUUUUCGAUUCCUCCACCUCAAACGGACAACGCUCCUUCAUCCAUUGCCCGUCUCGAAGAGGCAACCGCCGUACCAUUUUUCAAUUCGAUUGUUGUGCGCACCACGUUGGAAUUCUCAUCGCCUACCGGCGUAGAUUGCUGA
This is a messenger RNA of Parastagonospora nodorum SN15, 642 nucleotides long. RefSeq lists its product as hypothetical. The record is from RefSeq and is a predicted model, not a curated record. The transcript is spliced from 2 exons. Bases 1 to 642 code for a protein of 213 amino acids. NCBI's taxonomy places the organism in Eukaryota, Fungi, Ascomycota, Dothideomycetes, Pleosporales, Phaeosphaeriaceae.